Plenodomus lingam JN3 is the source of this 849-nucleotide messenger RNA. Lineage: Eukaryota; Fungi; Ascomycota; Dothideomycetes; Pleosporales; Leptosphaeriaceae. The record is from RefSeq and is a predicted model, not a curated record.
AUGUUGCAGUUUAACAAGUCGGGGGACCGAAUCCCAUUCCUGGGCAAUGCUAGCAACUCCCGCGGUCGCCGGUCCGUAAGAAGCACCAUGGACCUGCUGAAUUCCGCCAACGAGCCACAUGGCGCCGACAAUGGCCUGCCUUCGACUGCCUCCAUGCCACAGUCCCCAUCGCCGGACAUGGCCGCCCAGAGUGCCACUACUGCCACUACUUCUGCCACUACCACCUCCACUACCACUGCCACUACACCUCCCACUACCACUCCUCCCGUUCCCACUUCUGCUUCUACCGCUGCCGCCAGCGGGUCCAGUUUCCCUCAAUUCUCUGCCUCCACGGCGGCCAUACUCGAGCGUCUGCAGGGCAACGGAGGACAUGCGUCCAGACAUGCUGCCCUCGAAGCCAAGCGGGCGGAAAUCCUACAAAAGUACGUGACCAGCGACAAACUACCUACGCCUCCGCCCAUGCCCACCACGGGCCGCCGAGGACGAGGCGGCAGAGUCGGGACUCCGAGUGGCCUCAAGACCGAAGUAGGCGCAUCGCCCACGGGGAACUCGUCUGGGCGGGGCUCUGGGCGCGGCCGAGGACGAGGAAGGGGUCGUGGUAGUGGUAAUGGCAGAGGGGGAGGCAGAGGCAGAGGCAGCAAGAGGAAGCGAUCUGACAGUGAAGAGGAGAGUGAUCACGACGACGAUGAUUCUGACAUGUCCUCCUCGCACACCCCCCUCCCAACGCGCACCAAGUCUGGUCGCAGCAUCCACAAGCCUGUCGUCUUUGUGCCCACCAUCCCCGAGCCAGCACAGGGUGUCAAGCGGCGAAGGUCCACAAAGACAAUGCUGGCUGCAAAUAUUCUGUGA